Callorhinchus milii (elephant shark) is the source of this 1759-nucleotide messenger RNA. RefSeq names its product coenzyme Q3 methyltransferase (gene coq3). The transcript has 6 exons. Gene Ontology annotation, molecular function: 2-methoxy-6-polyprenyl-1,4-benzoquinol methyltransferase activity. Gene Ontology annotation, biological process: ubiquinone biosynthetic process. The coding region runs from base 38 to 1006 and encodes 322 amino acids. NCBI's taxonomy places the organism in Eukaryota, Metazoa, Chordata, Chondrichthyes, Chimaeriformes, Callorhinchidae. The record is from RefSeq and is a predicted model, not a curated record.
UGCAGCAGCAGCAGCAGCAGCAGCUGCGGGGUCGGCCAUGCUCUCUGCCUCCCGGCGCGCGCUCCGGGCCGCGUUCUGCGGCUGGAACGCCGCGGCGGCGGCGGCGGCCACGAGCUCCCGGCGGGUGCCGCCUGCAGUGAGCAGGACAUACGGCACAUCACAGACACAUUACAACACAACUGUGGAUCCCGAGGAACUGAAGAGGUUUCAGGCCCUGUCACAGAAAUGGUGGGAUGAAAAGGGAGAAUUUGCAGCUCUUCAUGCUUUAAACGAGCUUCGGGUUCCUUUUAUCCGAGAUACAUUGUUGACCUAUUGUGAAAAACAACAAUUAGGAUGUCCUCUCGAUGGAUUCAUGAUUCUAGAUGUUGGCUGUGGAGGGGGCCUGCUGUGUGAGCCACUGGGCAGACUUGGGGCAGAGGUUACUGGAAUUGAUCCUUUGGAAGAAAAUAUUAAAACCGCAACAGUACAUAAAUCAUUUGAUCCCAUUCUGCAAGAACACAUACAGUAUAGUGCCUGCUCCUUGGAGGAAUUGGUAACGGAAACAACAGGAAAGUUUGAUGCAGUCAUAGCAUCUGAAGUUGUGGAACAUGUGAAUGAUGUGGAGACAUUCAUCAGAUGUUGUGCACAAGUGAUAAAGCCUGAAGGAUCAUUGUUCCUAACAACAAUCAAUAAAACAACUCUGUCCUACGCAAUUGCCAUUGUGGUAGCUGAGAAGGUGUUAAGAAUUGUACCAAGUGGGACACAUGAAUGGCAAAAGUUCAUCUCCCCGGAAGAGCUGGAGAAGAUUCUGAAGUUCAAUGGCUUUACAGUGGAGACGGUCAAUGGAAUGCUGUAUAAUCCCCUUUCAGCCUCCUGGAGCUGGAUUACUAAUACAAGUGUAAACUAUGCACUGCACGCCGUGAAGUGCAGGGUUGACAACCUGGAGUUUAAAUCAGAACCAGAAAGAGAUCAGGGGCAGAACGAGGGCACGCACCAUUCAGAAUCUAGAAGUGGCUCCACAGUGUAAUUGCUGUAAAGGGAACUCUAAUUCACGCCACAUACCAAGACACUUCGAUAAACUCAAGACAGAUUAAUUUAUUUCUGCCAUAAGAGAUAUUUGCUAUGAAUCUAAAAUAGAAAAAUUGCAGCUGUCAGUUUUUAUUUAACUGAAGCCCUUGUUGCAAUGAUUCUUCUGAGACUGUUUAAUAUUUGGAUGUUAUAAAAUUAUUUUUCCAUACCUAGGUAAAGAUGGCAAUGUCAUUGUUACAGAAUUUUGCACUAAUAUACUAAGGAUUGUUUUAAUUUGAAAUAAACAAUCUUGAACGUGUAUAUUUUGGGGGGUAUUCUUCAGUACUGUGGCAAUUCUGAGAUAACAUUACGACACAAUAUGGCUGUUAAAUCAUAUUUUAGACUUUAAUUGCAUUUUCAUUUUUUCAGGAGUGUGAUGUAUUCUGUCAUAGAACAUGUCUCUGCCAAUAUCUAUAUUCUUAAGUAAAUGAAAAUACAAUCCAUUAAGCAAGUAUUAAACUAUUUUUACAUGCAUGUUCUGGCCUUCCAUUAUAUCAGUGUGCACUAAGCUAGAUUUUACACAUCAAGCAUCUCAAAUUGCUUUGUGGUGAAUGUUUUGUAUGAUAUUAGACAUAUUUUGACCCAGGAGGCUGGUAUUUUUUCAGUUAUUACUGAAGUGUGCCAGUUUCUUGCAGAAUCUAUCUUCACAGUUGGUAGAUUUAGUACUAGGUAUUUUGGCAAAUCCAAUACAAAUUAAAGAAGUAUAACUUUG